Malurus melanocephalus (red-backed fairy wren) is the source of this 8342-nucleotide messenger RNA. It is a transcript of the gene ITGA9, whose product is annotated as integrin subunit alpha 9. NCBI's taxonomy places the organism in Eukaryota, Metazoa, Chordata, Aves, Passeriformes, Maluridae. The record is from RefSeq and is a predicted model, not a curated record. Gene Ontology annotation, molecular function: integrin binding. The coding region runs from base 141 to 3236 and encodes 1031 amino acids. Gene Ontology annotation, cellular component: external side of plasma membrane; integrin complex. Gene Ontology annotation, biological process: cell adhesion mediated by integrin; cell-cell adhesion; integrin-mediated signaling pathway. The transcript is spliced from 28 exons.
ACGCGGGGCGGGCACAAAAGCGCCGCGCCCGGCCACGGCCACRCCACCUUGGAGUCGGCGUUGGGGGCGACGUGGGGUCGGCCGCCCGGGGUUCAGCGCUUAGCGGCUCCGACAGGGGCGGCUGUUUCGGGACUCGCAGGAUGCCGGAGGCGCGGCAGCGCGGAGCGCAGCUGCUGUGGGUUUUGCUGUGGGUGACCCUCGUGCGUUCCUACAACGUGGACGUAGGUCGCCCCGUGAUUUUCCGGGGUCCCAACGGUUCCUUCUUCGGAUACUCGGUGCUACAGCACUACCACGAUAGCACGCGGUGGGUCUUGGUUGGUGCUCCAAAGGCAGAAUCUAAGUACAGCACUUCUGUUCAGUCCCCAGGAGCAGUGUUUAAAUGUCGAGUCCAUACCAACCCUGACAGAAGAUGCACCGAACUGGAUAUGGGGAGAGGCAAUUCUCGGGGCAUGCUCUGUGGAAAGACCUGUAAGGAAGACAGAGAUGAUGAGUGGAUGGGUGUGAGCCUGGCUAGACAGCCAAAGGCUGGUGGAAGUGUGCUGGCAUGUGCACACCGCUGGAAAAAUAUCUACUAUGAGACAGAGUACAUCUUGCCCCAUGGCUUCUGCAACAUCGUUCCUCCCAACCUGCAGUCCAAAGGGAGGAAACUCUUGCCCUGCUAUGAAGAGUACAAGAAGAAAUAUGGGGAGGAGCAUGGUUCAUGCCAGGCAGGGAUCGCAGGCUUCUUCACUGAGGAGCUGGUCAUCAUGGGGGCACCAGGAUCUUAUUAUUGGACAGGAACUGUCAAAGUACUGAAUAUCACUGACAACACAUAUUACAAGCUGAAUGAUGAUGCUGUGAUAGCCAGGCGGUACACAUACCUUGGAUAUGCAGUGACAGCAGGUCAUUUCUCUCAGCCAACUACCACUGACAUUGUAGGAGGAGCUCCCCAGGAUGGAGGCAUCGGAAAGGUUUAUAUUUUCAGAACUGACAGACGAUCAAGCUCUUUAAUAAAGAUUUUUCAGGCUUCAGGAAAAAAGAUGGGCUCUUACUUUGGCUCCUCCUUAUGUGCAGUUGAUCUGAAUUCUGAUGGGUUGUCAGACCUGCUGGUUGGAGCACCUAUGUUUUCUGAGAUCAGAGAUGAGGGUCAAGUCACAGUCUAUAUCAACAGAGGAAACGGAGUGCUGGAAGAGCAGCUCAUCCUGGGUGGUGACAGUGCCUAUAAUGCACACUUUGGGGAGAGCAUGGCURCCCUUGGUGACAUUGAUGAUGAUGGCUUCCCAGAUAUUGCCAUUGGAGCGCCUAAAGAGGAUAACUACAUAGGAGCAGUCUACAUUUACCAUGGGAGUGCCAAUGGUAUUAUACGUCAGUACUCUAUGAAGCUGUCUGGGCAAACAAUAAACCCAAAGCUGCGUAUGUUUGGCCAGUCCAUAUCAGGGGGAGUUGAUAUGGAUAGCAAUGGUUAUCCAGAUAUGACUGUUGGAGCCUUCCUGUCAGACAAUGUGGUGCUUCUGAGAUCCAGGCCUGUCGUUACCGUGGACAUCGCCAUUUUCCUGCCCAUAUCUAUCAAUAUCACAGCUCCACAGUGCCAUGAUGGUUUGCAGCCAGUGAACUGCCUCAAUGUCACAGCAUGCUUUCGUUUCAGUGGCAAGCAAGUUCCUGGAGAAAUAGGUUUGAAUUACAACUUAACUGCUGAUGUGGCAAAGAAGGAAAAGAGCCAGCAACCCAGAGUUUAUUUUGUAGCUUCUGGAGAGACAUCAGGGCAGAUCACAGAAAAAUUACAACUGUCAUACAUGCAGGAGAAGUGUGAGCAUUACCUCGCAUAUGUCAAGAAAAGAGUCAAGGACGUCAUCUCUCCAAUUGUAUUUGAAGCUGCCUACAGCCUUGGGGAACAUGUGAUAGAAAAAGGAAAAGAGGACAAGGAACUACCUGCUCUCAAGCCCAUUCUUCGUUGGAAGAAAGGACAAAAGAUAGCACAAAGAAAUCAGACUGUUUUUGAGAGGAACUGUCAAUCUGAUGACUGUGCUGCUGAUUUGAAACUUCAGGGUAAAUUAUUGCUAUCUGGUGUUGAUGACAGAACUGCCUACCUGGCCCUGGGAGCAGUGAGGAACAUCUCACUUAACAUUUUCAUCUCCAACAUUGGUGAUGACGCCUAUGACACCAAUGUUUUCUUCAAUUUUUCUGAAGAGCUCUUCUUCAUCAAGAUGUGGCAAAAGGAGGAACUGGGCAUUGCUUGUGAGUUACUGGAGUCAGAUUUCCUGAAGUGCAGUGUGGGAUUUCCUUUCAUGAGAUCCAACUCUGGGUAUGAAUUCAGUGUGAUCUUUGACACAAGCCACUUGACUGGGCAGGAAGAAACACUYACCUUCCUUGUCACUGCCCUAAGUGGAAACCUAGAACGCACUGAAUAUCUGCAUGAUAAUACUAUAAGCCUGUCAGUGCCCCUGAUGCAUGAAGUGGAUUCAUCCAUCAAUGGAGAAGUCUUCCCUACUUCAUUUUUCUACGGUGAUUCUGUGGAAACGUCCAACUUUGUUCAGUUGGAAAACCAUGAAUGCCUCUUCCAGUCUCUCAACUUUACACUGCAGGUUUACAAUGCCGGACCAAGUACUCUUCCUGGAGCCUUUCUUGACAUUUCAAUUCCAAACCGCCUUUCUGCCACUGGGGCCGAAAUAUUUCAUAUUCAGCAGAUGGUGGUUCGUCAGGACAAAGGAAGCUGUUCUUUCCACAGAAACCAUAGCCCAUGCAUUGUUCCUCAAGAGAAUGAAAAUAUUUUCCACACCAUAUUUGCUUUUUUCACGAAGUCUGGCAGAAAAGUUUUGGACUGUGAAAGACCAGGCAGGUCUUGUUUCAUUGUACACUGCAACUUAAGCUCAUUACCUAAAGCAGAGUCCUGUGAUAUAAAUAUCUACAUGCUGCUGAAUACUGAGAUACUCAAGAAGGACAGUUCAUCAGUCAUCCAGUUUGUCACAAGGGCAAGGCUGCAGGUGGACCAUGACCUUAGAGUUGUGAAGGUGCCCAAUGGGAGCCCAGAAGAAAAAACAGUGGUCUUUGAGGCUUUGCACUAUCUGGAGCCACGUGGGUAUGUUGUUGGAUGGAUCAUUGCCAUCAGUUUGUUAGUGGGAAUUCUCAUCUUCCUAUUGCUGGCUGUGCUCUUAUGGAAGAUGGGGUUCUUCCGCCGGAGGUACAAAGAAAUUAUUGAGGCUGAAAAGAGCAGAAAGGAGAAUGAAGAUAGUUGGAACUGGGUCCAGAAAAAUCAGUAAACUGCCCAUGAGAACAAAAGCCCAGUCAUGUGACAUUGCUCACUAACCUAUAGGUCCUGCUCUCGUAUCUUCCAUAUGUGGAAGAAGGAAUCUUCUCCAGAUUUUUCGGAGACCCCAUUGAUGCUGUGUCUUUAUUACUCCAAAAAGCUAGGGAACAUAUCCUGAAACCACCACUGCAGCCAUGUCAGGUGACUGGAGCAAUCCAUUAAGAAAUCCAUUCAAUUUAAGAGUUGAACUUUGAUAACCAAGCUGCAGUGCAGAGCAAUAUUUAUGAAUCCAACUAUGUGGUAUAGUCUAAGGGGAAGACUUUUACCUAAAAAUAUUUUUUAUUAAUGUAAGCUUUUUAUAUUGAGUAUGUCUUUAUAUUUGUAUCAAUAUUUUAUAAUUCCUAUUGAACAGCUAUAUUGUUCACUCAAGCACUGAUAUCUGGCUAAAUCUUUGGGAACACACAUAUAGAUACAUAAAUUUAAUGCAAGAGAGAAAGAAGAGAUUUGCAGAUAAAAGUAGCUGAAAUCCUCAUAUGCUUUAUUCACAAGGCUUCGUAGUAUCAUAUCUAAAUAAUUUAAUGGAAAUAAGCCAAAAUCUUUUCACUGUCUCUUUCUUUAAGUUGAAUUUGGUGUUUGAUUUAUAAGCUAARGAACCUAAAGUAGUGAUAUCUUGAGUUUGUCCUUUACUAGCCGGAAUGGGAGAGGAUGAAAAUACUUCUUCAGUGACAAGUAGCAAAAUGUAGCUUGCUUUGGCUCACUGAAGAAAACAUCACAAAAUGUUCUGUGAAGUUUUCUCCUGCAGUCUCUAGGACUGUACAGUUGAGAUACCAGAAGGAUAUCGUUGGGGCCAGCCACUGUGGCAUUGACAAAUUCCUUUAAAUUAAAAAAAAAAAUAAGAAAUUAUGUAAUAUUCAUAUUAAGAGAGAUAGUUUUAAAGCUACUGUUAAUGAUUGUAAUCUGUUGCUGUCAAAGUAAGUGAUGAAUUGCUACAAGCUAUGAGCAUUAUGUCUGCCAUGUGAAUUACAUACUUGAGUCAUGAGUUUGUUUAUAUGACAAUUUUAAGAGAGAUAAGUGGAUGCACAGAUUAAAAUCUUUGGUUCUUUGAGUCUUGAGAUUGCUCAUCUGGGUGUUUCAAGUACUGAAUGUACUUCCUCAAAAACUGAGAAGUUUAGUCAAAGUGCAGAUGUUAUAGGAUCUCAUCUUUCCACUUUUAUUGCUGGUAAUUCCUUAAUAAAUAAUUUGUUGAAUUAGAAGAAAUCUAAUUUUAAUCAAUUCAAGUGUGUUUAUUCAAAAAGCUCUUGGAUUUCUGAAUAGAAAUAAUGGAACUGUGUAAGACUUGGCUUUAGAUUCUACUUGUAUUGUGCACAUUGUGUAAAUAAGAAGUAAAUGGCAUGUAAAAUCCAUGUAAAGGAAGGAAGUGCUGAGCUCUGUGGUAGAAAGUGAAACCAGGACUGAAAGGUUGCAGGAUGUCUUAUUCCUUACAGGUAUGGUAAAAGAACAGCUGGACGUUUGGAAAUUUGAACGCAGAGAACAUGCAAGAAAUCUGCUCAAGAACAGGUCUUAUUCUUGCUCCUCCUUGCCAUAUUCAUGAUAGCUUCAAAUUCUAAAAAAUGGACCACAUCCAUAUUCCUGUUUGCAUUUUACCACCACCAUCAUCAAGUGUCUGCUAUUACUACAGUACCAAUCAAUAUUUAUAAACUAUUAGCUAUCUGCAUACAUUAUGUAGAAAAUAGUCUUAAUUAAGUGUAUUGAUUAAACAUCUGACAAGAAAAACUACUAGUCUGUUCAGCUAUCUUUCUUAAAACAACAAUUAGUGAUUUGACAUAUUCUGUGUGACGAAUGGUCAUUUAAGCCAGAAGCCACAGCAGUGUUGUAAGCAUAUGUAGUGGAGUGCAGAUUUUCCAUCAGAGUGCAAARCCAAGUGGCAUUUGACUGCACUAUUGCAUUUUCGUCUAGAGACAGAAUCAUAGAAUGGCUUGUGUUGGAAGGAGCCUUAAAGAUCUAGUUCCAGUGCUCCUGCCAUGGGCAGAGAGACAUUUUGCUAGACUGUGUUCCUCAAAGCCCAAUCCAGUCUGGUCUUGAGCUGCUGUAUUAUCAAAGAGUCAAAGAGUGAUAAGAAUGACUUGUGUUGGAAGGAACCUUAAAGAUCAUGUAGUUCCAACUCCAUGCCCAUGGCCAUGCCACGUUACUCAGAGCCCCAUGCAACCCACCCUUGAACACUUCCAGGGACAGACCAUCCACAACUUUGAGCAACCUGUUCCAGUUUCUCAUCACCUUCACAGCAGAGUUUCUUUCUAAUAUCUAAUCUGUAUCUGCUUCUAGUAUUGAAGGCUGUUGAAUUCCUCGCAGUAUGGUAUGUCUGACAUCAAUUAGUUUCGUUAACCAACAAAAUCUAACUGUUUUUUUUGUUAAAAAAAAAAAAAAAAAAACCCUUAGGUCAGACAGAUAUUGGAUGUGAGAUUGAUUCACAGCUAUAAAUUGAAAUUGCUUAAAGUACUUGCUAAAAAAAGAGGUCUGUUUUAUUAUCUAUAAGACUCUUCAGUAUCUGCCCCUCUAAAACUGAGCCCSAAAACAACUAUUAAAAAGGAAAAAUUGCUGAAAAAAUACUUCAGGGCACAAGUUAAACUAGUUGUGAAUUGGACUGAAUUUUAAAGUUUCCAUCCAAAAAAGGAGGAAGUUCCCUUUGAAAAGUUGAAAUCAUUAAUUUCCACUUUUUUAACAAAAAUUUACUUUGAAAUAUUUUAAAAAUAAAAAUUAAUUAUACCUUUGAAAUAUCUUUUAAAACUACAUGAAGAAGAGAGUUUUAAAAGUUACCAAUUUAACAUGUCAGAUUUUAAUGGAACUUUUUUUUGUCUCAAAGCAAAAAUGGUUUUAUUUGUAAAAAUCAAAUAAAUUUCAUUUGAGCCCGCAUUGGACAUUUUUGAUUUCUGACUUGAAUUGUCAUAGAAUUGAUCCAGCACAAGUCAUCCCUUAGAGAAAAUCUAGUUGUUGGCUAGAUAAAUGCUGUAUUGUUGAAAUAAUCCACAAAUUCUUAAUAUCAUCACUGCUAAGCACGUAGUAGUUCUGUUGUCAUGAAUGGUUUUGAUUUUAUACGAAUACUCUCCAAAUUUUUUUUCCCUUAUUUAAAAAAAAAAAAAAUCAAAUUCCAUUGUGGCUCUUGCUUUCAGUUACGAUAGUUAGAUUUGACAACGAAUCAUACCAGUUCUUCAUAUUAAAAUACUGCAGUUGCACUUUCCCACUCCUUAAAAAUCAACUAAAAAGUCCCACUAAUAUCUGUUGGUUGCAAUCAGUUUCUAAUCCCAAAGUUUUACGAAACUGUAAUAUACUUCAACAGUGUAUUGAACAGAGCUGAGCUAUAGAAUUUCUGGGGUUUAUGUGUUUUUAAUUUAGAAAUCGUUAUAAAUAUCUAGAGACAUGGUKACUUUGGAAAUUGCUUUAAGGGCUCUGGAAGUUCCCAACUGUCAGCUACUUGUUAGUUUCUUUGUGCUGUUCUUCUUGGCUGGGCGUAGUCAUUGUACAAGUCCUCUGCAGUUAAUUGAUUUUGAGACAACGUUAUCAGUUCUCUUGGACAACUUUAUUGAAAGGCUUGCUGAAUUUACAAUGCCUGUUUUUUCCACCAGGCUCACUUUACACYAGCUAUAAGCUAUGCAGGAGGAAGCUUAGAAGUGGGGCAGUGACAUUUUCAAAUGCUCUGGCAUCUGAGAUAUCUGAAGCUUACAAUGUGCAAGGGGUUUUCUGACAAAUAGUACCCCUGAAAUUGUUUUUAGGGUAGGAAGAAAAGAAUCUCAGAAAAAAAACAUGAUGAAGAAGAAAUUUGGGAGGGAUGGGGAGUGGGAAUCAAAGAAAAAUAUGACUUAGUAUCGCAGUCUGUGCUAUUGCAACCCCAUGUAGUUUCCAUCUUGAUGUCAAGAUCACAGUCAUUUCACAGUUUGGUGGCUCACAGCACAGGAAUGAGCCAUCUUGAAUAGCAAUAUUUUCAUUUAAAAACCAAGGUGUUUGGGUCUUGGAAUUUCCAUUGGUUCUCCCCAAGCAACAACACAGCUAGUGUACUCUAAGAAUGUCACUAGCAUGCUCUGGUACUUGGCCACUGUAGGUAACAAAAACAACUGCUAUUUUUUUUAAUAAAUUGUUCUUGUAUUUGCUCAGUUAUAAUGAGGAUAUAACAAACUGUGGAAAAUAUUGGAGCCACCUCUGAAUUGAAGUCAUCUCAUAAAUUGCUUGGAUUAUCUGAGAAGUUAUUCUUAGUGUGAACUCCAAGUCUGUAAACCACUUAAGUAAUCUUUUUAUCUCAAAGUGGCAAAGACUUCUGCAAUGCCAAACAUAACAGUGAAAACAGUUCUCUCUCUGCCUUAAUACAUGAAUGAUAACGAUCCCACAUACCAAGUCAGUGAUGAGCAGGUAGCCCAGCUUGCUGUGAGCAAUAGUUACUUAAAGUUUUUUCUUUGAUGGUAGUUAAUGUCUACUUUCUUGAGUCUUCUGUUYGUGGGCACAUUUUGGAGUCUUGCACAAGUUUAAAGCAUAGUAUCCAUGUGGCAUGGAAAUAUAUAACACUACUUUCACUAAAGAAUUAACGGAGUCAUGGAGCUAAUUUCUAUCCUUUGUCCAAGUCUACUUAUUUGCUAGGGUUUCUUGGAUAUAAAUAAAAGUAGAAUUUCAUUCAUUUCAUUCAUCAAUGUGCAUUGGUGAAACUGGCAUGAAGACUAAUUGCUUUUGGGGCUUGGUUUGCAUACACUGUAGAGCACCUGCACCAUUGUCACUUCUUUUUCUCAGAAUGUCACUGCUUAUGUAUUGUAAAAUUGUAUGUUUCUUUUUGUGAACUUGUGGUUGGAAGAAUGUGUUCACUUUUAUUGAUGUCACUUGUAUUUAGAAGCCUAUGUUCACCUAUAUUCUAAUUCACUUGCAUUGUUUUGGAAAUGCCAGGUUUACAAAAAAUACAACCUUUUGGAAUAAAAAGUGACUGCAAAAUUAUCCGAAUACUAUCAUUUUGUCAGUUAUUGUACCUGUCUAUCUCAGCUGCUUUUCCAUUAACUAGGUGAGACAUUUUCUCCUGUAUGUUUGAAUUUAAGAGCAUAUGUACCUGUUUAUCUGUGUGUGGAUAAUGGAUAUUUUUAUUGUAGUU